CACUCAUUUCUAAUUGUGAUUCGUAGGAAGUAAGUUGUCUAGUGCAAAAUAUAUAUUCAAAUAAAAUAGUUAUAAAUCGGAACACACAACAAUAAAAUACAAGCAAACACCACCAAAUAUCGGAAAAGAAAAGAAUAGAAAAGAGAGCAAAUAAUAAAAUUACGAAAGAAACCAAGAGAAUAUCACGCUAAAACCCGUCAUCCCAUCGUAUUUGGUCUUCUGGUUCUUGUUCAUCACAAACGUCCGUUAAGAACCACGCAUCGAUAUUGAAUAAUCUGUGGAUAUUGAGAUACAUAUAUACGUACGUAUCGUAUCUAGGAUAAACGCUCACCAGCACGGAUAUUAAUGAUACGCAACGGAUGUAACUGUAAACUGUGUCCCCUCUCACGUAAGAAGUAACGUAACGCAGCCUGUGGAAACAACGUAGCUUGGACGCAUUCGGAAAAUCUCCACGGAGGACGCAGCUAACGAUAUCAAGAAUCAGCAAGAAGCACAUCCAACUGUAUACAUGCGUGCUACAAGUAAAUCUGUGAAAGCCAUCUCAAUAGCCCCAGCCGUCGCAUAAUCGCCAUCCGAUCUGAUCCGAACCGAUUCGAUUUGAGUUGAUAUAAUCCCAUCUCGGCCGUACCGCAAACGCUACAAAUCUCAAACACACCGGAGCCGCUCGAUCCAGCGAACGGCAGCGACAAGAAGAAGUUUUUUGGCCAGCGCGCACCCCCAAACUCCAGCAACAGCCUCAAGAUUCUGCCAUUCGGAGCACUCAACUUUCGUCCGGAGACGACACCCGCAGAGAUGCACAAGAUCGCAGCAGCGCCGCCUCCAUCGGCCACGCCCGGCGGAGGACUGGAGACGCCCCUGGCGGCGCCCAAAUACGGCACACUAAUACCCAAUCGCAUCUUUGUGGGCGGCAUCAGCGGCGAUACCACCGAGGCCGAUCUGACCCGCGUCUUCAGCGCCUACGGAACGGUAAAGAGCACCAAGAUCAUCGUGGAUCGGGCCGGCGUGAGCAAGGGCUAUGGAUUCGUCACCUUCGAGACGGAGCAGGAGGCGCAAAGACUGCAGGCGGAUGGUGAAUGCGUGGUAUUACGUGAUCGCAAACUGAACAUUGCACCGGCCAUCAAAAAGCAGCCCAAUCCUCUGCAGUCAAUUGUGGCCACAAACGGAGCCGUCUACUAUACCACCACGCCGCCGGCACCGAUCAGCAACAUACCCAUGGAUCAGUUCGCAGCCGCUGUUUAUCCGCCAGUUACUGACUUUACAGCCGCUGGAGUGCCAGCCAUCUACCCACCUUCAGCCAUGCAAUAUCAGCCAUUCUAUCAGUACUACAGUGUGCCAAUGAAUGUACCCACCAUUUGGCCUCAGAAUUACCAAGAAAACCAAUCGCCAUUGCUGCACUCGCCGUCGUCGAACCCACACUCACCGCACUCCCAGUCGCAUCCACAAGCCCCAUGCUGGAGUAUCGAGGAUCUGAGGGACACCUUGCCGCGGGUAUAGCUUCCGAUUGAUGGAUUAUCGGAGGGCAUAGCAGCAGAGGCUGGACCAGUACUAUCACAUUUCAUAGAGGGCGCUGCGGCGGAGAAGGCACACAGAACUCAGAAUGGAAGACGCAGUUGUUCAGUAGAAAUCAGAAUCGGAAAAUAUGAGGAGGAAAAGAGGAAUGGGAGGAACCGGGUACUGGGACUGGGACUGGAGAUCCUUUCCUGGAGCAAAGGACAUGAAGCCAAAGCGAUAUAAGAUAAGAUGUGUGAUCCUGGCGACAAAACCCCAUUUUGUUUUUAGUUGAUUUUUUUGUUUGUUACUUUCGAAUUCCACCCCACCAACGCCACCAUCGCCACCAACGCCACCACCACCGCCCUGAAUACCUUCACGCUUGCCGCCCCAUUGGGGAGCUCACUUCUCGUUCCUGAGUUAUUAUUGUUUAUAGUUUUUCGUUUUGUUAUCUAAAGUUUUUUGUUUCCGGGCAUCGAAGGGUGUGUGAGCGAGUGAGCAAAAGAAAAAAAGAGCGAAGGGAGUGUAGGAAAGGGCGCCAAUAUUAGCAAGCGGAAUGAACAUCAUCUCAACGUCGUUUCCCAUCACAUGUGAACCCACACAGCCAAAACCCGAAUCGAACCGAAGCGUAACCUAACCGAAGCAUAUCCAAGACUUCUUCAAAAUCGGGCACCCCCGCGGGAACAACCCCAGUUAAUAGUUAAUACCGCAACAUCAUCAACCGCAAGAAUCCGCUUUACCAUCAGCUAUAUUAUCGCCCGAUCCGAACUCAUGGCCCUAAAGCAAGCGUUUUGACCAUUGGACCAGCGCUACAUUAGCAUUGCAAAAUGUUUUGGGCUCUGUUCUUUUUCGGGUAUUAUGCCGAUUAGAUCAGUUUAUUUUUUUCCAAAUUUAACCAGUUCAUCGUUAAGGCUUAGGUUUUCAUUUUUCUGACUUUUCGAACCCAAAGUAUUAUCCAAAUAUGUUAUAGUUUCUGUGUGUAAUGUAUUGAUUCCAAAUUAUUAUUGAAGUAUUAAUGUUCCGAUUUAGAUAUGUCAUUCCUUAAAGAAAAUAAAAAAGGAGCCCAAAACAAAAACGAAACUUUGUUUAUUUUAUAUCGUUUCAUAUAUGUAUCGUUUGGUUUUUUAUUUCCAUCUUCGGUUCUUCCUCAUUAUUAUGUGUAGCAUAAUUUUUAGGUGCUGCGAAAUACAAAAAAGCAACGAAUCUUUCAGUAGCAUGGCAGUCGAAAAGCUAAUCGUUAGGCAGAUAAACAAUGAUAAAAUAGUUGAAUUAAACGGUUGUGUCAAAUUAGCUCUAAUCUCAAAGUGGAAACCCAAAAUGAUAACGAGGAAAGGCGGAAAUUUAUUAGGACUAAACUUGUCUAAACUCUAAAUGUAGUUCAAUUACGAUUGAUUUGCUAAGCUCGCUCGUCUUUGAAUCCUAUCUCUCACUACCGUGUGUAAACUUUAAUCUUCCCGAAUGCGAUCAACCAAAGUAAUAAUAAUAAUAAUCUAUAUACGAGGCAUACAAACACAUACACUUAGGCGAUGGUUAGUAUAUGCGAAAAUAUAUACAUACAUGUAUAUAUAUACAUAAAUGUAUAUACAUAAAUGUACAAGAACAAUAUCUCGAUGGCGUCUCAACACAAAUAUAAUACGGUAAUCAGAUACCACGUUAUAAUAUUUAUGAAAGGGCCGAUAAGAAGAAAGGGGAAAGCCGAACAUUUUUACAUAAGAAAAUGCAUUUUUUAACAAACGUCUACGUGUGAAUUGAAUAAACCUUAUAUGUGUAUACACGCAUAUAUUAUAUACAUUUUAUUAAAUAUAUAUAUAUAUAUAUAUGUAUAUAUAUAUAUAUGCAUAUGUAAAGCCGAGCAUCAAUUUUUUAUAACAAGAAGCGGCCCGAGGAAGCGAAAUGAACAACCGAUUCAGGAGGAGAGCAGCUGAAAUCAACUGCCCAGUGGGCAUUCGUGCCUCGAGGCUUCACUGUGCUCCGUGUGUGCGCGUUAAAACGUUUUUUGAAGUAAAAUUUAAUUUACACAAGACUGACGCUAAAAAAUAACUAAGAAUAUUAAAAGUGUACUAACCGUUUACGAAUUUUUCAAAUGCCACACACGGAGUAAGUGAAGGUCAGAGGUCAAGGGGCCCACGCAGGAUGCAGGAUGCAGGACGACGGAUGGAGGGCUUGUUGGGGGGCAACGCUUUGUAUAUGGUUAUAUUAUAUUGUACUUAAAAAUGGAAAACCUGAGAUAUAUAUUAUAUAUAUUUAUAUUUACAAUAAAGAAAAACCAAGCGUAAAACUAAAGCGAAAAAUACAAAGGCAUAAUUUAUGAACAAUUAAAUGAAGCGAAAUGAAAUUAAUGGUAAAUAACAAAAUAUACAGUGUUAUUUUUAUUUUUAUGAUAUUGUACCUACAUUAGUAACUAACAAAGUAACGGCGCAGCAAUAAUAACUAAAUUAAUUAGCAACCAGAACUAGGCAAAAAAAAUACCCCACAAGAAAAUGUGAUGAAUAUUGUAGAAAACAAAUUGAAAUUGGAAGUCCCAUUAUAUCCGGAAGACACGAUAUCUGAGUUUCGGUAGAUCAUUAUUUGGCAGAGCAAUUGAAUCGCUAGACGAGAGAUCUCCCUGAAUCGGACGAGCCUAUGAAUACAAUAAACGUGCAACGAACUCUUUUAGAUUAUCGAGGAUUUACCUUAACGACACAUAGGUGCAUUACGUAGUUCUCGAACCGAGGUGUUUGGAUUAUUAUUGUUGUAUUUAGUAGCCAUCAUUACAGCCCGCAUAUUACCAAAUUUGUUUUGGGUCAUUGUUGUCAGCAAAAGUAUCUUUUUAAAUUUACGAUUUCUAACAUAUACAGAGCAAUUUCUAGAGCGAGAUCUCGAUGUAGAGGCAAAACAUGGCAAAUGGUGAAAAGCAAAACGACAACAAGAGCAAAACAAAUCGGUUUUUCUAUCAAUGUUGAAUGGCGAAUGUGUAGGAAAUAUUUAACCAUAUAUACAACAAAUAUAAAUUGUAGCUAAAAUGGUUUCAUGUAAACGAAAUUGUUGAGUAUUUUUAGUCACGAAUGAGAAUCGAAGUAAACACAAACACCCCAAAAACGACCGACAGACAGACGAAUUGAAGAAUUUACAAUAAAAUUGUGCAAUUUUUACGCAGUUCCCCUGCAAUCUUCUCUGAUUUAAUAGUCCACCUUGUUUCCACAGAUAUUUGCACAGAAUUUCGUUUAUUGCCUUCUGCUGACAAACUGUCCAUUUAGCCUCUUCCACUCGUUUAAUUUACAUCCCCUAGAAAGCCGAAAUUCUGUUGCAGAAUAUAUAGAGAUUAACAUUAAAAUUAAUUCGAAGUGCAAGUUGCACAUUGUGAGAAUCUGUGCUGAAGCCGAUGCAGGAUAAAUAAAUACACUUGUGUGAAAGGAUAACGAUGCCGCGAUACAGAUACCGAUACACCUAUGUUAAGCCAAUUAAAGCGCCCAAUGAAUGUGCUAUAAAGCGAAAGAUAGGAUUACCAGAAAAAUACAUAGCAAUGAUUAGCUGAAAAGUAAUGAAGUAAUGAAAAUAUUAGACAAAUUAUACUUUUAGCUAAAAUCAAGUGGAACUAUGAAAUUGUAUCCAAAUUCUUCCGUAAAAGAAAACACAUUUCUAGCAAACAAUUUACCAUACAUAAGAGUCUAAUAUACGAGUACAUAUACUAUACUGAGCAGCAUAAAAGUAGAGUCAAGGAUAUACGUAAAUCAGACGACACAAAUAUAGAUACGCCCGGAAUCCAGAAAAAAUUACAGAUCAAGCAAUUGCAGCCCACUAAGGAAAUGAUAUCAGCAUGAAAAAGUGAGAUUUAAGAUGGCAUAUAGGGCAUAGAUGGAGUAUGGAUUAGGAUUAGCGAUAGCAAAGGGCCCGAUUAUAGAGAAAAAUCCAACUGAUCUCUAAUGUGUUCUAUGCUUUAGAGAGGACAUACGAAAAUAAGCAAAGUAAAUUUAACUUGAAAAACCAAAGUAUUACCAUUUUGAGCUGCAAUAUUUUUUAAUCAAAAACCCAAAUGAAAGAUGGAUUUAAUAAUAGUAAAAUACAAAGAUAAUAAUUAAUACAUAUUUUUCUCUUUUGAGAUAAACCAAACGGAAACUGUUUUCACGUGAAUUGAGUUAGGCAACAAAUAAACGAGGUCAUAAAAUAACAUAACAUAUUUCAGAAAAAAGUAUCAAAACCAAAGCUAGCUAAGAAAAUGCACAAAGUUUUGUGUGUAUUUUUUCGGUUUUUAUUCAUGUGUGUAAAUCUUCCGUGUGCAAAACAAAAACAAUGAAAAGAAAUAUGAAACCAGAAGCAAACCAGAACUACACUACACUACAAAAGCAAAGCCAGACACUAAGCCCAACUGAAAUUGUCAAAUAUAAAUUAAUAUAUAUGAGGUCUAUAUGAGUAUAUAUUUAGAUAACAAUUAUAUUAUAUAUAUACAUAUAUAUUAUAUACAUACUGUGUGCAAAUUAUUCAGAUCCAUCAAAAUACGAUGCGGAAAAGUCUCUAUAUAUAUUUAGUAAAAUUAAAAAACGAAUGCGAAUGAAAAAUGAAUAUGUAGUACAACGGCAAGCGAAAUAAAAAGUAUAAAGCAAAAACAUAUAAGAAAACACAAAAUUUGACAAAACGAAAAUUAAAAAAAAAAUCUAUGAAUAGCAUAUAAAAAAUAAUUAUUUAUAAAGGCUGUAAUUUUAAGUAAAAAGAUCAACCAGAUAAACAUAAUAAAACUCAAAAAUAAAACACAAAAAAAAAAGACGAAAACCAAACAAAAAACUUAACAUAAACAUAUUUCACCCACAAAGCAAAUUAAAUUAACUAAAACAAAAUGUAAACAAAACGCGAGAAUAUACUAUAAAACAUAAGUAAGAACGAUAUCUAAAAACGAAAUUAUAAAGCUAAACGAAAAAAUUAUAUGAAGUAAUUACAUACAACCAAAGGAAGUAAAGCAUAAACAUAAAACCCCAAAAAUUAUAUAUAUACGAGAACUCAAUGUAUGUAAUAAAUAUAAAACUAAUUAAUAAAAUCUUAAAAAUGGAAUAAACCGAAGAAACGAAUUGGGCUUUCAUUUGGAACACAAAACACGGAUCACUCGAUGAAUAUGUGAUUUAGAUUUAGGUCAUUGCUUCUCAAGCUGAUGACGCAUUUGGCAGACCCUCGUCAGACUUCGAUCCAGUAAAAACGAAAAAGAUUCUCUUAUCUACGCGCUAGAAUGCAUUUAUUUAAUCUUUGCCUUUUCUUUUUUUUACAAAUAUAAAAUGCCAAGGUACAUGAAAAGUCGUAGCGCCAACUUCGUUUGGAUUCGAUUAACUCUAAUUCGCACGAUAAGAACUAUCGCUUUGGAAAAUACUCUUAUUUAAUAAAUACAAA
Molecule: messenger RNA, 6840 nt
Organism: Drosophila teissieri
Lineage: Eukaryota; Metazoa; Arthropoda; Insecta; Diptera; Drosophilidae
Product: protein boule
Exons: 8
Coding region: 793-1494 (233 amino acids)
Molecular function (GO): protein binding; RNA binding
Source: RefSeq, a predicted model, not a curated record